CCAGAUCACCUGAAGAAUGCACGCGGAUCUGAAGUUUGUCUGUCUACUAUCAUUAUUCAUCCAUCUUUCUGCUGGCAAGCACCAAAUUCACGUUACACCGAACCACGAAUGGACUGAAGCCACAAAUGAAUUCACCAAGAGAGCACAAAACUGGUCCUCUACGAUAAAACAGUUUAUUGAAGGCGUACAACGUAGGAAACAGUUAUCAAUGUAUGAUAUUCAGGCUGUUUAUAGUCGGUGCGCCGGUCCAAAGCAUUUGGAUGCCACAAUCUUUGAGGAUAACCCAUUUAUUAUCCCACAAACCACUUACUGCUCUGAAAGACCACAGCUGAAGUUACUGAUUGUGGUACAUUCUCAUCCUGCGAAUCACCACCGACGCGACCUGGUUCGUUCAACGUGGGGCUCACUAAGACGUGUUGGUCCUGAGAAAAUUGGAGUUCUGUUCUUUCUUGGAAGUUCAGAAAAGACUCAGAAAGCAGUUAAGGAGGAGGCUGAAACCUAUCGCGACAUUGUGCAGCGCAAUUUCACUGAAGACUAUCACAACAUGACUCACAAACACCUGACCAUCAUGGAAUGGCUUAGUAUGGGCCAUUGUGCAUCUCUACAAUAUAUCGUGAAAGUGGAUGACGACACGUUCGUUGACAUAUUUCAUCUCGUCCGGUUUCUCCGAUCCGAUCAGCUAAAAACCUCCCCGGGCUUCUAUUGUUCGGCUACAAAAGGAGCAAAACCAACUCGUCCGAAGAAAGGUGUCCCGGAAACCAAAUGGGUGAUUACAAAGGAGGAAUUCGACAAAGAUGUGUUCCCAGUUUAUUGCGAAGGCCUGGGUUACAUAGUCGAAGCACGUGUUGCACCGUUUCUAUAUUUGUGCUCAAUGUUCACCCAAACAAUAUGGAUUGAUGAUGUAUACGUAACAGGCAUCCUUGCAGAAAAGCUCGGAAUCAGUCGGCAAGCGUUUCUGCCCGGACAUGCUUAUGACCGAGCUGGUCCCAGUAAGCAGUCGGGCGAAUUGUUGGAUAAUAUUUUCCUCACUAGCUAUCACAGUGAAUUUAUCCCGGAGACCUUCAGAAGACUUUGGCACAGUGCGGUAGCCAUGAGCAUGGAUCUUGGACCAAACUGAGGAUAAAAAACCAAUUGCCGCAUGCAAAACAUUUUGUUCUCUAUCCUGACUCCCUUCCUCUUUCGAUCAAACAGUGAAACUCACCAAAUUAUUGCAAUCCGAUUUUUCAGAUUGUCGUACGAAUAACAUAUUAUAAGAGCAGAGGGCUU
This is a messenger RNA of Opisthorchis viverrini, 1266 nucleotides long. RefSeq lists its product as hypothetical. Gene Ontology annotation, molecular function: hexosyltransferase activity. Bases 17 to 1117 code for a protein of 366 amino acids. NCBI's taxonomy places the organism in Eukaryota, Metazoa, Platyhelminthes, Trematoda, Opisthorchiida, Opisthorchiidae. Gene Ontology annotation, cellular component: membrane. The transcript is spliced from 2 exons. The record is from RefSeq and is a predicted model, not a curated record.